AUGGUUUUCGCUACAAGAGUUAAAAUAGUAGUCUGUGCUAUAUGUUGUCUAUUUGAGGUCCUGAAAAUGUCAGACUCAUUUGAACCGCAGGAGAAUAACUCGAUAGAGGUAGCUCUCAUCCCCGAAAGCAAGCUGUGUGGAAAUGUCGGGGAGACGGAGAGGGCAGGAAUGGCUCAGGGUUGUUCCUUGUUCUGCGGCAUGGGAAGCAGUGGAGAGUUAACCAUCGGGGAUUUAGCAGACGGCGAGACGUCGGGAACUACGCUAAGUGGCCCCUAUUCAGACUUUGCAUGGGAGGAGGUUUCGCUCAACAUGAAAAAUGUCAGCAGCUCCAGGCUGUUGGCUGUUAGUUCACAGUGUGACCUGAGGCUGUUGGAGGUGAGAUCAGAUGGAUCUGGCUCUGUUUCUCUGGCCUGCAUUUGUGAGUGCUCUGCAGACCGUUUGGUACAGAUGGUCACAGACGAGGACCAUAGUGUGUCUGAGCUGGUUUCCCUGAGGCUGCUGUCCUUCGCAGAUGGACGAUAUCUCCUCUUGAUCAACAGCAGCCUGGUGCUGCAGAUGUUGUGGGAGCCAGGCGCGGAGGAAGUGCAGAGCCUGUCCUGCUGUACUCUGCAGCUGCCUGAGACAGCCAGGAACGCAGCCUCUCACGUCAGUCUCCGCAGGGGAACCCUGUUUGUUCUCACCACCAGCGGAAUCAUAUAUAUGUUUGACAGCGCAGAGGGCACCCAGCUGGCCAGUAUGGACCUCCCCGCUUACCUGAGCUCUGGGCUGGGAGAAGAGGAGCUCCCCCGCCCCUCGUCUUUCUCCCUUUUCCAGGUGUCCGCUGAUCUCAGUACUGGAGUAGCUGCCACUCGCUCCCAGGCCGCUGUGGCUGUCGACCUCAACCAUUACUUCAGGAGCUUCCCAGACCACCUGUUGUGUGGUGAGACCCCCAGCCAGCCCACCCUCAAGCCCCUGCAGUCCAAGGACCAGGAUAGCGUGUCCAGCUCCACCUGGAGCCAAGCUGCACUGGGCAUGUGCUUCAGCACUGACCGCUCAUGGGAAGCACGGCUGGCCUCCAUGUACAACAAAGCCCAGGCCCCAUCUUCUCCCUCCCAGCCUGCUGGUUCUCCCUGGUUUUCAGGCUUCCCUCACCCAGAGUGCUCCCAGGCCCUCAAUGCAUCCCGGCUCUCCCAGAGCAGAGUACCACCCGGAGGGGCCAUUGUCACCUUCUCUGUCCCCGAGUCGGCUUCUCCGUGUCUUCUCUCUGUCUCCGAGUUCUCCACCACUCUGACCUUCACCUGCCCCAGCAAACGCCAGAGCACAGUGGCCUUGUGGGAUUUUCAGUCCCAGUGUGUGAGCUACCACAGGGCCGAGAAGGAGGCCGUGCCUGUGCAGCUCUCUGGAGAACAUCAGCUCAGUCUCCUGCUAAAAAAGAGCGGUUUAUCCCAGGUGCUGUUCGGCGUCUCUCAGCAGGAUCUCCUCAGCAGGCUGAUGGUGUUUGGCAGUGCGGCGACCGUUGACGCUCUGUGUCACCUCAACGCCUGGGGGCGCUGUUCAAUCCCCCUCCACUCUCUGCAGGCAGGGGUGAAGAACCGUCAGCUGGACACAGUGGACUUCUUCCUGAAGAGCAAAGAAAGCAUCCUGAAUGUUCACACGGAAUCUAGUCCAUCUGAUCAGCCAGCUGUCUCCACACUCAGCCUCCUCAACAGCAUCGAGGAGCUGUGUCCAGCCCUUGACCUGCUGUGUUCGGCCAUCAGGGACUCUCACAGCGAGGCACAGGGGAAGCAGUUCGCAGAACAACUUCUCGGUAUCACAGUAAACUUCCUCAACAGACUGCUCCGCUCACUUCUCUCCGGUACACAGGAGCUGGAUGCAAGCUUGCAGAGCUGCGUGGACAUCCUUGAUGUAUACAUCACUGAAUUGAGGCGUUACAUGCGGCGGUUCCCCUGGCGAGCAGGGAACGACGUGUCGAGCACUGACUCACUGGCAUCUACUCAGGACCACACACAGGGGAAGGCAUGGGACCUCCUCACUACAGAGGAGGUGGUCCAGCAGGCUAUUCUCAGUGGCCAGAUCCCCAGGGCACAAGCCUACCUGCGGCGCUGUAACAGACCAGAGCAAACGAUGGAAGAGCUCAGGAGGGUGGGUCUGCGUCAGGCCUUCUCCUGCCUGGUCCACAGAGAGUUGCCACAGGCCAGCGCCCUCCUCAGGAACAUGGGUUUCAACGUGAAGAAACAGCUUCACAGUAUCUGCAUGUACACCCACGAUAAGGACCUCAGGGAGUUUGUGGUGGAGGAGCUGUCCAGGCGGAGCUAUUUCUCUGAGGAGGAGAAGCAGAGAGUCAUGUUCAUCCGAGAGAUGGAGAGGCUGGGUUCUCUCCCUGCAACCCGCUGCAUUUCGCCCACCACCACAUCCAGGUUCCUGGAGAUGGCCCAGACUAGUCAAAGUCAUAAGGAGGUUCUGGAGGAGCUUGUCAGAGAAAGGAUGUCUCAGGAUGAAGCAGGCCUAUGGAGCUGCCUCAGGCUGGACUGGGUCCAGCACUGGGAACCGAACACACAGACCACCAUCCUCCUGUCUCGACUCCAGGACACAGGGAGUUCCUGUGAUGCGGCGGUUCUGUGGUACUAUCUGACCUCCCUCCAUGACCAGCAACGGCUAGUUUGCUGGAUCAAAACCACAGAGGACUCUGGCAAUCCACAGUGGCCGGAGCUAACCCCAGAAAUGGUCAGCACCAAUACUGCCUGCAGCAGCUACCUUAGGGAGCUCAUCCUUUACCUGCUGGCCAGAGGAGGCCUGUUCACCCAGGCAGAGAUGGCUGACUUUGAGCUGCUGCUGUGGAGGCUUGGCCAGGCAGGGGGCGUAAUGGCUGCCAGCCCUCCUGUCCCCCAGUACCGCUCUCCCAACGGCCUGGACUUCCACAGUCAGGUGGUCACCUACUGUCUGGACAACAACCUGCAGUACCUGCUCUAUACCUACUUGGAACAUUACAGGCUGACACCUAGAAACUGCCCCAUCCUGAGCAGUAAGACUCUGUAUGAGAACCAGCCGUGGUUUGAGAUGUUGGUGAAAGUCCAGGAGAUUACCAGGGAUCUCUCAGAUCCGAGGAGAGUGUUUGAGACUAGUGUAACCAGUGCCCAGGUCCUGCUCCCAGGGGGCCAGACGUCAGUCAGCAGUCUGCUACUGGAGGGGCACAGCCUGCUGGCACUGGCCACCAUCAUGUUCGCCCCGGGGGGAAUUGACCAGGUGUUGAGUCAAGGGGAGACAGUGGGUAGGUCUGCCUGUAGGGUGGAUGCCCAGGUACUGAAGAUGGCCCUGGCCCCAUACCCCAAACUCAGGAGUGCCCUUUUCCCAUCUGGGGGUGGCCGGGGAAACAGCCUCUCCUCUGAUGUCUCCAUCUACCACCUGAUGCAGUCUCUCCAUCCUCUGGACCCAUCUCGGCUGUUUGGCUGGCAGGCUGCCAACACGCUCCGAUUCACUGAGUCCUCAGAGCUACCUCAUUUCUCCAGCCCUCACCUUGUGAACAAGUAUGCCCUGAUUGAGAAUCUGGACUCUUUGUACUACCUGCGUCACGGGCGGCCCUCCUUUGCCUAUGCAACCUUUCUCAUUCAACACUUGGAUGGCUGUGCUGAUGUCAAGAUACUCCUCAGCCAGGCAGCGCAGCAGGCCUACAACCUCACCAUGCUUCACUUCAACCUGCCCUCUGUAACCACUGCCUGCGUGUGUUUCUGUGAACUACUGGGAGUGUGUAGCCUCCGACUGCGAGUGGACCUGAGAGCCUUGGGACUUAUCCUACAACACUGGAACCAGACCCGGUCCAGUCAGACUGGACUGGAUCAGCAUGUACAGACUCUGGUGGCUAAAGCCAGUAAGCUGUUGGAGGCAGAGUCCGGAGCAGCAGAGGAGCUGAUUGGUUACCUGGAGGCAGCUGUGAUGGACAGCUUGGAAAAAAGGGGUAUUAGAAGGUCAUCUUAUGAGGCAGGACAUGAAUGGGCAGUUCCGGUCCAGUUCUGCCAGCUCCACUCCUUGACCCUGAGCUCUGUUUAUCCCGCCCACUGUGCUGCUGAUGGACAGUGGAUCUACUUCCUGUUGUUUGUCCAGUUGCACAGCUUCCCCCCUCAACAGGUAAGGGCCCUGGCAGCUCAGUUUAGCCCCAGCCUCCAGGCCCACCUGACAUUGGCCUUUGAGGACCUCCAGGUUCAUAACCAAUGGAGGAACUCUGGACCAGAGCAGCAAGUCGGGGCCCAAGGAGACACAGAGAGGUUGGCCAGAUAUGAGGCCCCAGAAGAGCGGCCUAGGGAGCUGUUUCAGGUGCUCCUGCAGAGCCAGGAAGAGACGAGUCCAUGGAGGCACCUCCUCAGAGAGGCGCUGGAACUACGCUGCUCUACAUUAACCAUACUGGCUGCCUGUCACCAGGAGGCAGACCUUCUCCAAUGCCUUUGUGUGUGGGUGCUUACCUCCAUCGAUGAGGUCACAGCUAGGGAGGCCAGCACUCACUUGGACGAGGCCCCCCGACACCAUGAGUGGAACCUGCAUGACCUGUCAAUCAUCUGGAAGACACUUCUGGGGCGGGGCCAGAUUAGGCCACUUCUACGGGGCUUCCAGUUCUUUCAGAGGGAUUGCCCUCUCAUCCAGGUGCUGCUGAUGUUUGAGCUGUGUUGUGAUUACAGGAAGUACCCUGAGGCCAAGGCCAAGCUUCUGGACUUCCAGAAAAGUCUGAUCACGUUGAGGAGCAGUGCCUCUGUGGCUCCAGGAGGCCUCCCUCUGCAGUGGGUGGAGUGCCAGGCCUCAGUGCUCCUCCUCACCAUGAUGCAGCGCUGCUCCUCCCAGUAUGACCUCCACAAGUUGCUCCAGCUCUUGGCCGAGGUGGAGAGACUCCUCAAGUCAAAUGGUCCAGACUUUAAGCAGCUGAGUCAGCUCAGUGAGUUGGUCCAGGGCACCUCGGUGUCCGUGUCCCCCAGGUUGCUGCAGAGCUGCUCCCCUGAGGUGGAGCGGGCAGAGUACCAGGACAUGGUGCUCCAGCUGCAGGCCAGGGGGCUCUUCAACCAGGCCAGGCAGGUGGCCGAGCUGGCUGGCCUGCCCAUCGACAGCCUGCUCAUCAGUCAGUUGCUCCAGGAUGUGACAACCCAGAAGGCCAAGCAGCAGUGGAGCAGGAUGGAGACACGUGUCAGUUUCUGGAAGAAAUGCCACGACCAGUUCAAGACCCACAGCACUGACCCAGAGUCAGCCUCUCAGUUUUUCCUGUCCCAGGCAGAGGUUACGGGAGCCCCGUCAGAGCUGCUCAGCAUCCAGGAGAGGUGCCUCCUGCUCUGUCUGGCCGGCCACUGGCUUUCCCUGCUCCACCAUCUUCCCGUUGCUCGUCUGGAGGCUCUGGAGAAGCAGCUGUGGACCAGUCGGCUCCAUCAGCAGGUCCUCCUAUUUGCGAUGGAGAAGGAGAGCGUGUUCAACCUGCCAGCGCCGGCUGUCAGUCCUGAACUGAACUCAUAUGAGGUGCUUAUGAAAGAAUUCUCCUUCUCCAACAUUUCUGCCCUGAAUCAGGACAAACACCUUAGACUGCCAGGUCCCUCUGAUGAGCAGAAGAGUGACUCAGAAUUGGGACCAGAGGAGCGGAGUUUUCUGGCCUCUCUGGUUGACCAGCUGUUGGAUGAGGGUGGGAUCUACGAGGCCAGCCGGGUCUGUUGGUACUUCUCUCUGUUUCACCGGAACAUGUGCCUGGUGCUGCACUGCCGCGGCUUGGCCUCCGGGGAGCUGGACCCUCAACCGCAGGAAGUGACCUCAGAGGCCACGUCCAGGGGGAGUGUUGCUAGCUCUUCAUCGCCCAGCAGUCUGUCCUCCUUUGUGAUGGUGCCCCUCCCUGAGGACCAGGUGGUUGGCCACCUCCAAUCACUGGUCAGUGAGUGUUGCCACGGCAACAACUACUGCAAGCAGGUCCUCAGCCUCUACCAGCUCUCCAAGGAGCUGCAGUGUUCAUUUAGAGAGAUCUCCAAGGAGGAUCCUCAGGUGGUGCUUGGGAAACUGCUGCUAUCCAACCAGCCGGAGCGCUUCAAAAAAGCCCAGGCCUUCAUCCGGGCGCAGGGCCUGACAUCGGAAUCCGUAGCCCAGCUGGUUUCUUCUGCUGUGGCCCAGGGCCUGCUGGCUGCUGCCCAGGAGUCAGAACCAGUUGAGAGGCAGGUUUACAGGCCAUCCGAUGGGAGAGAAGUUUUCCUCCAGCUGGUCAGAUUGUGUGAUGACCCCAACCUGGUGGGGAUUAAGCUGCUGGAGCACCUCUCCACAGUACCACUGAGAGACCUGGAGUGUACUGUGGAGCUGUUGAUUCUGGCCCAUGACUGUUUCAGUGUGACCUGUAACAUGGAGGGCAUAGUCAGGGUCCUGCAGGCUGCGCGCCAUCUCAGUCACGCCCACCUGGCCCCCAGUGAACACUAUGGCCUCCUGGUGCGUUUGUUGACAGGUAUCGGCAGGUAUAAUGAGAUGACCUACAUCUUCGACCUGCUCCAUCAGAACCACCGCUUUGAGAUCCUGCUUAGGAAGAAACUGGAGACUGACCGAGGACAGAGCUCCGGCCUGAAGACUGCUCUGCUGGACUACAUAAAGCGUUGUUUGCCGGGAGACAGUGAGAAACACAACAUGGUGGCGCUGUGCUUCAGCAUGCGACGGGAGAUCGGGGAGAACCAUGAGAUGGCUGCCCGCACACAGCUAAAAAUCAUCGAGUCACAACCUUGGGUCGUAACCUCUGAACUUAAGAGCGCCCUGCAGAAGGUCCUGGCUCUGCUUAAGGAUGCUGCGGAGAGCUACUCUAAGGACUCGUGCGUGCGCCAGGCUGCCAGUUGUGUUAGAAUGGCCAAGCUGGUUCUGCUGCAACUCCACUUCCUGAACCAUGACUCAGACCAGCGUGUCAUCAACCUCCUCCCUUCAGAGCUGCUCAGCACCAUUGUGACUCUGCCGCGAUGCUACCAGGUGUUUGUUGUCUCUGAAGCAUAUAACUACAGCCCUGACUGGGCGGAGGUCCUGUACCAAAAGGUCAUCCUGAACGGGGACUUUGUUUACCUGGAGGAGCUAAAACGACACCGGCCACUCACCGCUGGCCUGUUUGAGGACAUCUCCAAAAAACUCAGUGUGUCCAGACCGCCGGGCAGCGCCACUCAGAAUCUGAAGCGUCUGUUGGGCCACUGUGACGACAUCUACACCCAGUACCGGCUAGCCUACCACCACCAGCUCCACGACCUGGCCAACAUGCUGCUGCAAGACGCCAAGACCUCCAGCUACCUCAGCGACAAGCUGGGGAGCUGACUCCAUCUUCUGUCCACUGGCUGACUGUCUUUUGUAUUUCACCGGCUGACAGUUUGACUGACUGAACUGCUGCCAGCCUGCACCUUAAUCAGCCAGGACGCUAUGCCGCUGUACCAGUUAAUGCGAGGCCCAGUAAACGGAACAGAAAAAUCUGAAAUCUUUCUGAUGAAAAGAGGGUUUUUUUCUCUAAAACAUCUUCUGUGGAGAUGAAUGGAAUAAACUCACUAGUUUUUUUUCCUCUCACAAAAUCAGUGAAUAGAAUAAAUGAUCUGUUGAUCAAAUGAAAAUGACUUGAAUAUAUUCGGAGUCUUUGAACGUCCAUCCAGCCAGU
Messenger RNA from Lampris incognitus (smalleye Pacific opah), 7594 nucleotides. RefSeq names its product SPG11 vesicle trafficking associated, spatacsin (gene spg11). The record is from RefSeq and is a predicted model, not a curated record. The transcript has 41 exons. Lineage: Eukaryota; Metazoa; Chordata; Actinopteri; Lampriformes; Lampridae. Gene Ontology annotation, cellular component: axon; dendrite; synapse. Bases 1 to 7263 code for a protein of 2420 amino acids. Gene Ontology annotation, biological process: axo-dendritic transport; chemical synaptic transmission; axon extension.